Messenger RNA from Ceraceosorus guamensis, 270 nucleotides. RefSeq names its product tubulin binding cofactor A. Gene Ontology annotation, biological process: tubulin complex assembly; post-chaperonin tubulin folding pathway. NCBI's taxonomy places the organism in Eukaryota, Fungi, Basidiomycota, Exobasidiomycetes, Ceraceosorales, Ceraceosoraceae. The annotation marks the transcript as partial. The record is from RefSeq and is a predicted model, not a curated record. Gene Ontology annotation, cellular component: cytosol; microtubule cytoskeleton. The transcript has 3 exons. Gene Ontology annotation, molecular function: beta-tubulin binding.
GAGGAAGAGACGUAUGUGCAAGAGGCAAAGGAGCAGGAAGAGAGAGUCGAGCGGCUGCAAAAGCAAGGGGCAGACGAGUGGGAUGUCAAGAAGCAACGCGAGGUGCUCCGCGAUUGCGAGCAAAUGAUUCCGGAUUGCAAAAAGCGUCUGGACAAUGCCGUUUCGGACUUGGAAGCGUUUCUCGUGAGUUUGCGGGCAGAUGCGAGUGUUGGAGAGUCGCAAGAGGCAAAGACUGCUCGCGAGGUGCUUGACGGCGUCACCUCGAAUUGA